Phytophthora sojae is the source of this 447-nucleotide messenger RNA. RefSeq lists its product as hypothetical. The record is from RefSeq and is a predicted model, not a curated record. Bases 1 to 447 code for a protein of 148 amino acids. Gene Ontology annotation, cellular component: ciliary base. The transcript has 3 exons. NCBI's taxonomy places the organism in Eukaryota, Oomycota, Peronosporomycetes, Peronosporales, Peronosporaceae.
AUGUCCGACAAGAAGCGGGAAUCGCUUGCAUCCAAGAUCGACGAGGUUGCGCGCAACCAGAUCUGGCGUGAACAACUCAAGACUGAGUAUGAAAUGGAAAGCGCGCUGACACCGUUCCAGCUCAACCCGAAAACACUGAGCUCCAUCACGCUAAAACCAACACAGACCCAUCCAGCAGACUUCGGUAAGACUCAAGAUGACCAUGACACUCGAGAACUUGCAGCCAAACUCCGUGAAGUCUCCAAGCGUCCAAUGGAGAAACACGCCCUGCCCAUGACUGAAGCGCAGCGUGUAGGAUGGCUGCAUGAUAUGGCAAGCAAGGGAAUGCGAGCGGACAUGCACAACCGAAUGUUCAAGGGCCGUGGCAGCUGCGACGUCACCAAAUUCGCCGACACCUACUGCACGAUGGCCGGCUGCAGUCCGUUCGCAGACAAGUCGACUCGCUGA